This is a messenger RNA of Stegodyphus dumicola, 2156 nucleotides long. RefSeq lists its product as uncharacterized. Lineage: Eukaryota; Metazoa; Arthropoda; Arachnida; Araneae; Eresidae. Gene Ontology annotation, biological process: regulation of transcription by RNA polymerase II. Gene Ontology annotation, cellular component: nucleus. Gene Ontology annotation, molecular function: DNA-binding transcription factor activity, RNA polymerase II-specific; RNA polymerase II cis-regulatory region sequence-specific DNA binding. The record is from RefSeq and is a predicted model, not a curated record.
AUGUACAAUUCGGCGUCUCAUCAGGACGGCAUCCCAGGAUAUCCAAGUACGUAUGCUACUCUUGGUGGCUCCCGAUAUUUAUCCCUGAGCUCUUCUGCUCCCUUAGAGACUGUAUUCCGUCCGGCAGCAACGUCUUUCUAUCAGCCCUACGUGCCAUGGUUGGCAAGGCCAUAUACAUUAGAAGAUUUUCGAAAUGCAGCCAGUACCCCUUUGGGCAAGCACAGACGAAACAGAACAGCUUUCUCACAACAACAACUGUCAGCUCUGGAACAAACUUUUACAAAAACACAGUAUCCUGAUCUAGAAAGUAGGGAGAACUUAGCUCGGAAAACUGGACUCCCAGAACCAAAAAUUCAGGUUUGGUUCAAAAACCGACGAGCAAAACAGAGAAAGCUGCAGAAGGGUGGAGAUAAGAAUUUUGCAGCUCAGGAUAAAAGUAAGGAAAUUAUCAGUUCAACUACAACUUCACCUCAGACCCCCACCGAUAAAGAAACUUGCACAAGAACUAUCGCAGCACAUUGCAGCUCUGAGGUUCAAAGAAGCAAUACUGUGUCGAGUGCAAGAUUGUUAGAAUGCUCUGCAUCACAAGAAAAAAUAGAUCUCAACCUAAAUUCCAUCUCUGGCAGUGAAGUUUCUGGGUCAAAAACUUCACCGGAAGCUAAUCCUGAUAUAAGUUAUGGUAUGCACACGAUAGGCUACUCAGAUUAUAAGACAAAAAGCUUAACUCGACAAUGUUUAUCCACUGUUCCGAAACGCCAAGAUGAUAGCUUCGCAGAAGACUUGACUCUAGAAACUUCGAACCCAGAUCUAGUCAAACAACAGCAUCCCCUCAACUUGUGGACCAGCAAGAUUCCUCCUUAUCUGAAUCCUACUCCUUCGGAUCCUCAUUGCAGAUUUUUGCCCAUGGUUCCAUCCUUCUUGUAUCCGCACUUGCCCGGGAAUUGGCCAUAUACGUAUUAUAGUGCUACCGGCCCUAGCGAAGUGACUCAGAUUUGCUCUGGGAAGCCAUCAUGCAUAUCGAUGGAAAGAGGAGAUGGUGUAGGUCAGUGUUUUGCUGAAACUGACUCUUGAUUUGUUUCGGAUGUUUGGACCUUUUACAAUUAACAAUCAAGACUGCACAAAGUUGUAAAUGUUAUUAUUUAUUUACCAAAUCAGUAAUGGCGAACCUUUCAGGCUUGUUAUCUCAGGAAACUGAUUAAUUUAAUUCCACUGGCAUGUCGAUCUUCGAGAGAAACUGCUUUCUGCUAGUCUAUAUAAUCCUUUAUUAAACAAGAGUGGUGUUUAAUAAAUGAUUAUAUUUAUCAAUCAUUUAUUCAAUCAUGAGUGGUGUUGUGUAUUAUAUACUUAAACAUCAAAUGAUCACGAAGAUAAAUAAGUAAAAGAAACUUAUCCUUAAAGAAUUUAAAUUAGUUUCAUUAUUAAAAGCAGCUCCGUACAGCAAAUUGAAUAAGCAGAAGAAAAACAGCUGCGAAGCAAAAAUAUGAAGUCAACAAAAAUGAAAGAAAAACCCAUGAUUUUUAUGAUAGACAAAGAUAUUAGCAUCCCGAAAUAUUACUUUACUUCUAAUGCUGGCAAAUAAUUCAUUUGAAGAGACACGGCAUGUAAAACAGUGUACUGGAUUUAUGAAGAAUAAUUAAUCACUUUUUGUCGAAGACAUUUAAUGAUAUGUAGUCAAACUCAGAAUUAUUUGCAUUUAUGGGAGAGGGUUUGAUCUUCCUCCAGGACUUCCUAAUCGAAAUUAACGCAGAGAAAAAUCUGUAAAUGAAAGCGGAUUCUUCAAUCCUUUCAAGCCAUGUAAACAGCAGUUAUUUCAUGUCAGUUUCCUUUGCCAUGUAUAAUAUCGCUUAAUCUUAGUUGAAAAGUCUUGCAGAAAUAUGUGAAAAAAAACUAAUAGAUAUUUAAGGAUGCUGAAAAGUUUUGAAACGAAACAAUAAAAUAAUUCAACACAACUCUUUUAAGCUCGCAUGGAGCCUGAUUAGAACUAAAUCAAGAAUAGCUGUUUAUGGAAUAACCAGGAAUAAUAUGGGUGCAGUUUCAUGCUAAAAGUGUGGUGUAUCUCCGUUGAGAAGCUGUUUACAGGUUCGUCAUCACUACCUUGAUGUGGAAAAUAAUAAAAUCUCCAAGAAAAUGCAAAAAAAAAAAAAAAAAAAAAAAAA